Messenger RNA from Solea senegalensis (Senegalese sole), 2218 nucleotides. RefSeq names its product pleckstrin homology domain-containing family A member 1-like. Gene Ontology annotation, cellular component: cytoplasm; membrane. Lineage: Eukaryota; Metazoa; Chordata; Actinopteri; Pleuronectiformes; Soleidae. Bases 125 to 1444 code for a protein of 439 amino acids. The transcript has 13 exons. The record is from RefSeq and is a predicted model, not a curated record. Gene Ontology annotation, molecular function: PDZ domain binding.
AGAGAGCGUUGACGCUGCCUGGUGCCGGACAGCUGCUGCUGCUGCUCCACACUCUGGACCCGGACUCAUCAGAACUCCUGGAUCCUGUGAUGCUCCACAGUGGAUCAGCUGUUUUGGGGUCGCGAUGCCGUACGUGGACCGACAGAACCGCUUCUGUGGCUUCCUGGACGUCGAGGAGGACGAGAGCAGCGGCCGGUUCCUGCGCCGAUACUUCAUCCUGGACAAGCAGCAGGGCAGUCUACUGUGGUACAUGGACAACCCACAGAAUCUGCCUAAAGGAGCAGAGAAGGUUGGAUCCCUCAAACUCUCCUACAUCUCCAAGGUCAACGAUGCCACAAAACUCAGACCAAAGGCGGAGUUCUGCUUCGUCAUAAACGCUGGAAUGAGGAAGUUUUACCUUCAGGCUAAUGACCAACAGGAUUUAGUGGAAUGGAUCAGCGUCCUCAACAAUGCCACAAAGAUUACUGUGCCAAAGUCCAGUGAGGCUCACACUGUCCACGAUGUGACUCAGGACACGCCCGGAACGUUGAAACCCGUCUCCUACAAGACAGAGAUCAUAGGAGGAGUCCCCAUCAUCACUGCUACACAGGAGCAGGGGGAGGGGCAGAAUGGGGCGGAGCGAGGAAGUUUGAAACGAUGUCAGAAUCAGCUGCCCUUCUAUCUGUCCAGAGGAAUACAGGACCAGACGGUCAUCAAGGUCGGAUACUGUGUCAAACAAGGAGCUGUGAUGAAGACCUGGAAGAGGAGGUACUUCAUCCUGGAUGAAAACGCUGUCAGCUACUACAAAUCUGACCUGGAGAGAGAGGCGCUGAGAGUCAUUCAUCUGAAGGAGAUCCACAAAGUCCACGAGUGUAAACAGAGUGAGCCCAUGAUGAGGGACAACCUGUUUGAGAUGGUCACCAGCUCCAGGACCUUCUACAUUCAGGCUGACAGUCCAGAGGAAAUGCACAGCUGGAUCAAAGCCAUCUCAGGAGCCAUCAAAGGUGACAGUGUAACAAACUGUGUUGUUUCCUCAGACUCGACGUUUGUCCACUCCUUGUUUACACAACUACACGCCGUUCUGCAACACGAACACAGUGACCAGUCUUCUCCGUCCUCCACCUUCUACUACUCCCUUGACCAGGAACUACACUACCCACAAUCCUCAGCGGGCGCUGGGCCUCAGACUGGACCCACUGGGUCCGGACAGUUUCCUGGGCCUGCUGCCGUGGCGACUGAGUGGCGUCCAGUCUGUGAUGAUGCCCCUCCCCCCGGCACGCUCCCGCCUGUCGCUGCAGGAGACGCUGCAGUCGUCAAAGUAACGGAAGAGGAGGAGGGAGACAACAGGUCGCCAUGGAAACGCCACAGCCAGGUCGCUGAGCUGGGAUUAGUUGUUGGCAGCGAGGAGGAGGAGCUUCACCAGUUUACCGCUGAAAACUCUGACCUUCAGAUGACGUUGAUUUGAUGAUUGUUUUUUCAGUGAGUGAUCAUGUGACUCUUCUUCUCCUCACCUGUGUUUUAUUUUCACACACACACACAAAAGUCAGGUGUUUGUUUGUGAAGUGUGUGUUUUACUGAGUUAACGUGUGAGUUAAAGUGAGAUUAAGUGAGUUAAACUGAGUUAACGUGUGAGUUAAAGUGAGAUUAAGUGAGUUAACGUGUGAGUUAAACUGAGUUAACGUGUGAGUUAAAGUGAGAUUAAGUGAGUUAAACAGAGUUAACGUGUGAGUUAAAGUGAGAUUAAGUGAGUUAACGUGUGAGUUAAACUGAGUUAACGUGUGAGUUAAAGUGAGAUUAAGUGAGUUAAUGUGAGAUUAAGUGAGUUAAACUGAGUUAACAUGAGAUUAAGUGAGUUAAACUGAGUUAGCGUGUGAGUUAAAGUGAGAUUAAGUGAGUUAAACUGAGUUAAUGUGUGAGUUAAAGUGAGAUUAAGUGAGUUAACGUGUGAGUUAGUGAGAUUAAGUGAGUUAAACUGAGUUAACGUGUGAGAUUAAGCGAGUUAAAUUAAAAUUAAAUUGAGUUAAAACUCAAACACUGGACCUGACGACUCAGUCACGUUUUUUUCUGAUCUUCAAACUUUUUUAUUUUCAUAUUAAAAAAUGUGUGUGCACAUGCACAGAAACCUUCCUCUGCUUCUAUUGUCACAUGUUUUGACAUUCACUCCUUCACUCAUUCAUGGUAACAUAAGUGUCUGUAUUGUUCUUUUUUUAAAGAUUUAAUUAAAAACUAAAGUUUUAAA